This is a messenger RNA of Saccoglossus kowalevskii, 1794 nucleotides long. RefSeq names its product kelch-like protein 36. Lineage: Eukaryota; Metazoa; Hemichordata; Enteropneusta; Harrimaniidae. Gene Ontology annotation, molecular function: protein binding. The record is from RefSeq and is a predicted model, not a curated record.
AUGGUGUAUGCAUUUGCAUUGCAGUAUGAAAUCAGAUCUCUUUUGCAAUACUUUAACAAUAAAGAAGAAAAAGAUAGUGGUACAGACCACCAUCUACAGUGUGAUUAUGAAAAAGAACAACUGAAAGGAUGGAAGAAAUUCCAGGAAAAUAAUCUAUUCUGUGAUGUGAAUUUAUUUGUGUGUGACACAUCCUAUGCAGCUCAUCGGAGUCUGCUGGCAGCUAGCAGUGAUUAUUUCAAAGCCAUGUUCAAGUCUAAAAUGAAAGAAAGCAGAGAAAAAGAUAUAAAAAUCAAUGCUGUCACCGAGGAGGGAUUCAAAGCAUAUUUUGACUUCUUGUACUGUGGAGAACUAGAUAUCCACUCAGAGAAUGCACAGGAUUUUAUUUCUACUGCAACGUUUUUUCAAAGCCAAGCUAUUUUGGCAUAUGCUACUUCAUGUUUGGAAUCAGACCUGUCCGUUCAAAACUGCAUUCUUUAUUUCCAAAUUGCCCAGUUGUACCACCUCCCUGCUUUGCAUAAGUCUGCUAGGGAUGCUGUCUUGAAGUGGUUUGAUGAGAUAUUGAACAACACCGUUCAGGAACUUAGUUAUGAGCAGUUGUCAGAUGUACUGCAAGAUGAAAAUAUUUGGAUUCUAGAUGAGAUUAAACUCUUCUACGGUUUAGCUAAGUGGUUUCAUUCCAACGAGGAAAUGCAUAAAGAAUGCAUUGGCAAGUUAUUGCAGUUUGUCAGAUUGUCGUUGAUUUCUGAAAAAUUGCUGAAAAAACUUUUUGAUGAAGAAAUCAGCAUGAUGAGUCUGUGUUCAGAACUGGUGAACGAGGCGAUGAAGUACCAUCAAAAAAUUUUCUCUCAGCCAAUACUCCAAACACCAAGGACACAACUACGACUGUGUAACGCGCAAGAUAAACUAGUCAUAACAGACUUCCAUUCUUAUCCUUCAAUUUGCACUUGCAACGUACCUUCCGUGAAAAGUAGUUUUGGUUUCAAAACACUUACACAUAAACCAAAUUUGUUGAUGUAUUCUUCCGCCACAGUCUUUAACAAUUUUAUGUUUAUUGCCGGGGGUUACUGUAACACGGAUAACAUUUGUUCAGCAGCAGCGUAUCGCUACGAUCCUCGUUCAAACUCAUGGUUACAACUUCCAUCGAUGAAAACGGCCCGUUGUCAUUUUUAUUUGGGUGCAUACAACAAUAAACUGUAUGCAGUGUGUGGAAUAGUUAAGAAAUCAAAUGAAGAGAAACACAAUAUUCUAACAAAAUCUGUUGAGUGUUACGAUCCUACUACAAAUGCAUGGACAUACGUCGCUUCCUACUGUAUGCCUUUGUAUGGUUUAUCAGGAUCUGUGUGCAAUAAUAAACUUUACAUCACUGGCGGACGCUACAUGACAAACUACUACAACACUGUGUCAUGGUAUGAUGAUAAAACCGACAGAUGGAAAUGCAGGAUGCGUAACAAGACAUAUAGCUGGUGUGACCAUACUACAGUCACUGUUGAUAAUAAACUCUAUAGACUCGGUGGUAGUGUUACGCCAUUCCAAGAAGCGGUUAACACAACACUAAUAUAUUAUUAUGUUCCAGACAUGCACAAAUGGGAAUUUGUUGCAAGUAUUCCCAACUCAAAUAACCUUAGACAACCUGCUGUGGCCUUCGAGGGUUGUAUUUAUAUUCUAUAUAAGGGUAACAAUUUUGGUCAUAAAUAUCUUUGGAUAGUGUAUAACACAGUGAAACAUACAUGUACUAUCCUAUCCUUUAAAUGUGUCAGUUUUCCAGUAGGUCAGGUGUCUGUGAUGAAGUGUUGA